This is a messenger RNA of Cydia amplana, 8726 nucleotides long. RefSeq names its product mucin-2-like (gene zye). The record is from RefSeq and is a predicted model, not a curated record. Lineage: Eukaryota; Metazoa; Arthropoda; Insecta; Lepidoptera; Tortricidae. The transcript has 14 exons. The coding region runs from base 21 to 8714 and encodes 2897 amino acids.
GGCCCCAUGAAGCGGCUGUCAUGCGCAUAGCGGCACUGAUUGCACUUGUGCAGCUGUCGCUCGCUACAGCUUCAGAUGGCGAAACCCUCACUGCUGCCGAGCUGAACUACCAGCUCUCUGGCAAUGUCCUCUCCCCCUUCUACGAGUCCUCAGAGGAAACUGGGGUCACCUUCAUCCGCGGUUCACGAGCGGCCGACUCGCCGCAAACACCCGAUAUAGAUGUACAAUGUUCGGGAGAUUUUAUUGAUGUUACUGUGGAAUUCGCCGAUGUUUACGAUGGAAUCAUUUACAGUAAAGGUUUCUUGAAUGAUCCUAAAUGCAAAUACGUGUCGUUGGGCGGCAGUCAGUCUCGCUACUCGUUCCGAGUGCCGCUGAACGGCUGCGGCUCCCGGCCUCUAUGCAAUGCUUGCGGCACCAUUGACAACGUGCUGGUCUUCCAAGCUGACGACUUCGUGCAGGGCCCGCUUGACUUCGCCAGAAAGGUGUCUUGCGCCCGCACAUCAUACGAGCUGACAACCGGGCAGCGCCAAGAGUCGCACACGCUCAAACUGAAGCCGUUCAUGGUUGACAUGUUGGAUGUGGUCGCGGUUGAAGGCCCAGCCGGUGGCGUGGAGUGCUGGAUGGACAUACAGAAGGGUGUCUUCCCCAAUACGACCCCGCUAAAAGACUCCAUCAAGAUCGGCGAGUACCUGACCAUCCUGGUGUACCUGAAGGAUGUGAGGAACCAGUUCAACCUGAAGAUCCACGACUGCUGGGCGUAUGAUAGUGAACAGUACGACGGCCCAAAGACCAACAAGAUACAGCUUACGGACAAAGAGGGAUGCCCCAAGAAGAGGAAGCUCAUAGAUUUGUGGCAAAAGAGCACAAACACUGGCAAGAGCGGCGCCACCCUCAUCGCUUACAGUAAAGUGAGCGCCUUCCGCUUCCCUGAGACCGACCAGGUCUAUCUCACUUGCAAUGUCGAGCUCUGCACGAGCAACUGCGAUGGAGACUGCAAAGGAAUCACGACCGAAAUAACAACAGGCCCACCUCAGAUCAAAUGCUACCCCGGAUCCACAGAUCCUAGGUGUCCAAAAGCCAUACCACCUGCACCUAACUGCUACCCUGGCAGCACGGAUCCAAGAUGCCCUCAACAGACAACACCCCCACCGACAUACGUACCAACAACCGGACGACCAAACUGUUACCCAGGUUCUACUGAUCCAAGGUGUCCAAGGCCUUCUACACCUUCACAGCCAAAUUGCUUCCCUGGCAGCAAUGACCCUAGAUGUCCUAGACCAACAACGCCAGCGCCACCUAAUUGCUUCCCUGGCUCUAAUGAUGCUAGAUGCCCUAAACCAACCACCACUCCGGCGCAACCCUACUGUUACCCAGGAAGCCAAGAUCCUCGUUGUCCUGAAACUCCAAAAUGUUACCCUGGUAGCUCCAACCCAGCCUGCCCACGAACGACACAGCAACCUAACUGCUAUCCAGGCAGUACUGACCCUAGGUGUCCUAAGCCGACUACACCGGAGCCUAAGCCUGCCUGUUACCCUGGCUCGGCAGAUCCUAACUGCCCUCAACCAACUCGUCCAUCAACAUUGUCGCCGCCGACAUAUUUGCCACCGUCAACAACUGGACAGCCUAAAUGUUAUCCUGGAAGUACUGAUUCUCGUUGCCCCAGGCCAACGACACCAACCCCACCAAAUUGUUACCCUGGAAGCACAGAUCCUCGGUGCCCUAAACCAACCACUCAAGCGCCGCCGAACUGCUAUCCUGGAUCCACAGACCCACGUUGCCCACGCCCAACCACCCCUGCACCUACAACCACUGCUCGUCCUAAUUGCUACCCUGGAUCCACAGAUCCACGUUGCCCAAGACCAACUACACCAGCACCCCCUAACUGCUACCCUGGAAGCACAGACCCCAGAUGUCCAAAACCUACCACACAAAAACCAGUCUGUUACCCUGGAUCACCUGAUCCUAACUGCCCUCAACCACCAAGACCAACUACUUCGUCACCACCAACUUACCUACCCCCUUCAACUACUGCACAACCCAAAUGCUACCCUGGAAGUAACGAUCCACGAUGCCCAAGGCCAACUACGCCAGCGCCCCCUAAUUGCUACCCUGGAUCCACAGAUCCCCGUUGCCCAAGACCAACAACGCCAGCACCCCCUAACUGCUACCCUGGAAGCACAGACCCCAGAUGUCCAAAACCUACCACACAAAAACCAGUAUGUUACCCUGGAUCACCUGAUCCUAACUGCCCUCAACCACCAAGACCAACUACUUCGUCACCACCAACUUACCUACCCCCUUCAACUACUGCACAACCCAAAUGCUACCCUGGAAGUAACGAUCCACGAUGCCCAAGGCCAACUACGCCAGCGCCCGCUAAUUGCUACCCUGGAUCCACAGAUCCCCGUUGCCCAAGACCAACAACGCCAGCACCCCCGACCUGCUACCCUGGAAGCACAGACCCCAGAUGUCCAAAACCUACCACACAAAAACCAGUAUGUUACCCUGGAUCACCUGAUCCUAACUGCCCUCAACCACCAAGACCAACUACUUCGUCACCACCAACUUACCUACCCCCUUCAACUACAGCACAACCCAAAUGCUACCCUGGAAGUAACGAUCCACGAUGCCCAAGGCCUACUACGCCAGCGCCCCCUAAUUGCUACCCAGGAUCUACGGAUCCUCGUUGCCCAAGACCAACCACCCCUGCACCCACAACCACUGCUCGUCCUAAUUGCUACCCUGGAUCCACAGACCCCCGUUGCCCAAGACCAACAACGCCAGCCCCACCAAACUGCUAUCCCGGAUCUACGGACCCUCGUUGCCCAAGACCCACUACCCCCGCGCCAACAACCACUGCUCGUCCUAAUUGCUACCCGGGAUCCACAGAUCCACGUUGCCCAAGACCAACUACACCAGCACCCCCUAACUGCUACCCUGGAAGCACAGACUCCAGAUGUCCAAAACCUACCACACCAAAACCAGUCUGUUACCCUGGAUCACCUGAUCCUAACUGCCCUCAACCACCAAGACCAACUACUUCGUCACCACCAACUUACCUACCCCCUUCAACUACUGCACAACCCAAAUGCUACCCUGGAAGUAACGAUCCACGAUGCCCAGGACCCACUACCCCCGCACCAACAACCACUGCUCGUCCUAAUUGCUACCCUGGAUCCACAGAUCCACGUUGCCCAAGACCAACUACACCAGCACCCCCUAACUGCUACCCUGGAAGCACAGACCCCAGAUGUCCAAAACCUACCACACAAAAACCAGCCUGUUAUCCUGGAACUCCUGAUCCCAACUGCCCUCAACCCCCAAGACCAACUACUACAUCACCACCAACUUACCUACCCCCUUCAACUACUGCACAACCCAAAUGCUACCCUGGAAGUAACGAUCCACGAUGCCCAAGGCCAACUACUCCAGCGCCCCCUAAUUGCUACCCAGGAUCUACGGAUCCUCGUUGCACAAGACCAACCACCCCUACACCUACAACCACUGCGCGUCCUAAUUGCUACCCUGGAUCCACAGAUCCCCGUUGCCCAAGACCAACAACGCCAGCCCCACCAAACUGCUAUCCCGGAUCUACAGACCCUCGUUGCCCAAGACCCACUACCGCCGCACCAAAAACCACUGCGCGUCCUAAUUGCUACCCUGGAUCGACAGAUCCCCGUUGCCCAAGACCAACAACGCCAGCCCCACCAAACUGCUAUCCCGGAUCUACGGACCCUCGUUGCCCAAAACCAACUACACCAGCGCCCCCUAAUUGUUACCCAGGAAGCACGGACCCUCGAUGCCCUAAACCUACUAUACAAAAACCAGUGUGCUACCCUGGAUCCCCUGACCCCAACUGCCCUCAACCUCCAAGACCAACUACUUCGUCACCACCAACUUACUUGCCUCCAUCAACUACAGCACAGCCUAAAUGCUAUCCUGGAAGUAACGACCCUAGAUGCCCACGGCCUACUACACCAGCGCCCCCUAAUUGCUACCCUGGGUCUACGGAUCCACGUUGUCCAAGACCUACUACUCCUGCUCCUACAACCACUGCUCGUCCUAAUUGCUAUCCUGGAUCCACGGAUCCACGAUGCCCAAGGCCUACCACUCCGGCUCAACCAAACUGUUACCCUGGAAACACGGAUCCCCGUUGUCCGAGGCCUACUACCCUCGCACCUACAACCACUGCUCGUCCUAAUUGCUACCCUGGAUCUACAGAUCCACGUUGCCCAAUACCAACUACACCAGCACCCCCUAACUGCUACCCUGGCAACACCGAUCCUCGAUGCCCAAAACCAGUGUGCUACCCUGGAUCCCCUGAUCCCAAUUGCCCGCAACCCCCAAGACCAACUACCUUAUCACCACCAACUUACUUACCCCCAUCCACCACUGGACAGCCAAAAUGCUACCCCGGAAGUAACGAUCCUCGUUGUCCCAAACCGACCACCCCAGCACGUCCUAAUUGUUACCCUGGAUCCACAGAUCCACGUUGCCCAAGACCCACAACUCCAGCUCCACCAAAUUGCUUCCCAGGAUCAACCGAUCCUCGUUGCCCCAAACCUACUACGCCUGCCCCACCAAAUUGCUACCCUGGUUCCACGGACCCACGUUGUCCAAGGCCUACUACUCCUGCCCCUACAACGACUGCCCGUCCUAAUUGCUACCCUGGAGCCACUGAUCCACGUUGCCCAAGACCAACAACCCCUGCCCCACCAAACUGUUACCCUGGAAACACGGAUCCACGUUGUCCAAGGACUACCCCUGUGCCUACAACCACUUCCCGUCCCAAUUGCUACCCUGGAUCCACGGAUCCACGUUGCCCGAGACCAACAACUCAAAAACCAGUAUGCUACCCUGGAUCCCCUGACCCUAACUGCCCUCAACCUCCAAGGCCAACCACAUCUUCUCCCCCCACGUACUUACCCCCAUCAACUACGGGACAGCCAAAAUGCUAUCCUGGAAAUAACGAUCCACGAUGCCCAAGACCUACAACCCCAGCACCGCCUAAUUGCUAUCCUGGAUCCACGGAUCCACGUUGUCCAAGACCUACUACUCCUGCACCUACGACUACUGCUCGCCCCAAUUGUUAUCCAGGCAAUAAUGAUCCAAGAUGCCCUAAGCCAACUACUCAGGCCCCACCUAACUGCUACCCAGGAAAUAAUGACCCUAGAUGUCCAAAACCAACUACCCCUUCGCCUCCUAGAUGCUUCCCUGGAAGCACCGACCCUCGUUGCCCAAAACCAACCACUCCAGCCCCUCCAAAUUGCUACCCUGGAAACAGGGACCCUCGUUGCCCCCAAACGACCCCUAGACCCGCUUGCUACCCUGGUUCCGCUGACCCUAACUGCCCUCAGCCAUCACGCCCAACCACUUUGACACCGCCAACAUACCUUCCACCUUCAACUGCAGCUCCUAAAUGUUAUCCGGGAUCAGAUGAUCCUCGCUGCCCGAAACCAACCACACCAGCUCAGCCAAAGUGUUACCCUGGAAGCACAGAUCCAAGAUGCCCCAGACCAACUACGCCAGCACCCCCCAAUUGCUUCCCCGGAUCAACCGAUCCUCGUUGCCCAAAACCAACUACCCCAGCUCCACCAAACUGUUACCUUGGAAGCACUGAUCCAAGAUGCCCAAAGCCCACAACUCCAGCUCCUCCCAAUUGCUUCCCUGGAUCAACUGAUCCUCGUUGCCCAAAACCAACUACCCCAGCCCCUCCGAACUGCUAUCCUGGCAACACAGAUCCAAGAUGCCCAAGACCUACAGCACCUCCUCAAAUCAAAUGUUACCCAGGAUCAACCGAUCCUAGAUGUCCAAAACCAACUACUCCUAAGCCUGUUUGCUACCCCGGUUCCCCGGACCCUAACUGCCCACAACCUCCAAAACCUACGACUAUAACGCCACCUACUUACCUGCCACCUUCCACUCAAGCACCAAGGUGUUACCCAGGCUCGAAUGACCCUAGAUGCCCUAAGCCAACUACCCAGCCACCUCCUAACUGCUAUCCAGGAAAUAAUGACCCUAGAUGUCCUAGACCUACUCCACCAGCAACCACUCAAGCUCCGAGAUGUUACCCAGGCAGCCAGGACCCUAGGUGUCCUAAACCAACAACCCCUGCCCCUCCUAAUUGCUUCCCUGGAUCAACUGAUCCUCGCUGUCCAAAACCGACAACCCCUGCUCCUCCGAACUGCUAUCCAGGAAACACAGACCCUAAGUGCCCUAGACCUACAACCCAGGCACCUCCUAAUUGCUAUCCUGGAAGUACCGACCCUAGAUGUCCUAGACCUACUACCCCCGCUCCUCCUAACUGUUACCCUGGAUCCACUGAUCCUAGAUGCCCCAAGCCUACAACUCCAGCACCUCCAAGGUGCUAUCCAGGAAGUAAUGACCCCAGAUGCCCUAAGUCUACCACACCAGCCCCGCCAAAUUGCUUCCCAGGCAGCCAAGACCCUAGAUGUCCUAAGCCCACAACAACUAAACCUGUCUGUUAUCCAGGAUCUCCCGACCCGAACUGCCCACAACCACCAAGAACAACGACGGUUGGACCCACAUACUUGCCACCUUCCACUCAAGGACCUAGAUGUUAUCCUGGAUCGAAUGACCCUAGAUGCCCUAAACCUACCACACAAGCUCCUCCUAACUGUUAUCCAGGAAACAAUGACCCUAGGUGCCCUCGACCAACUACCCAGGCUCCACCUAAUUGCUACCCUGGAAGCACAGACCCUAGGUGCCCUCGACCAACAACUUUAGCACCUACGAGUCAAGCGCCUAGAUGUUACCCAGGCUCAAAUGACCCACGAUGCCCUAAACCUACCACACAGGCUCCUCCCAACUGCUAUCCUGGCAGCAACGACCCUAGGUGUCCAAGACCCACCACACAAGCGCCCCCUAACUGUUAUCCAGAAAACAAUGACCCUAGGUGCCCUCGACCAACUACCCAGGCUCCACCUAAUUGCUUCCCUGGAAGUACAGACCCUAGGUGUCCUAAACCAACAACUUUAGCACCUACGACUCAAGCUCCUAGAUGCUACCCAGGCUCAAAUGACCCACGAUGCCCUAAACCUACCACACUAGCGCCCCCUAACUGUUAUCCAGGAAACAAUGACCCUAGGUGCCCUCGACCCACGCCCCCGCCAACCACAAGAAAACCCGCGUGCUACCCUGGUUCUCCCGACCCUAACUGCCCUCAACCAUCAAGGCCUACAACAUUAGCCCCUACCACUUAUCUGCCACCUUCCACCCAAGGUCCAAGAUGUUACCCAGGCUCAAAUGAUCCUAGAUGUCCUAGGCCUACCACUCAGGCGCCGCCUAAUUGCUACCCUGGAAGCACAGACCCUAGAUGCCCUAAGCCUACUACUUUAGCACCAACUACCCAACCUGCUCCCAGAUGCUACCCAGGCAGCCAAGAUCCUAGGUGCCCUAGACCAACUACCCAGGCUCCACCAAAUUGCUACCCUGGAAGCACAGACCCCAGAUGUCCUAGACCUACAACUCAGGCACCGCCUAAUUGCUACCCAGGCAGCCAAGACCCUAGGUGCCCUAAACCAACUACCCAGGCUCCACCUAAUUGCUACCCUGGAAGCACAGACCCUAGGUGUCCUAAGCCAACAACUUUAGCACCUACGACUCAAACUCCUAGAUGCUACCCAGGCUCAAAUGACCCAAGAUGCCCUAAACCUACCACACAGGCUCCUCCCAAUUGCUAUCCUGGCAGCAACGACCCUAGGUGUCCAAGACCUACCACACAAGCGCCCCCUAACUGUUAUCCAGGAAACAAUGACCCUAGGUGCCCUCGACCCACGCCCCCGCCAACCACAAGAAAACCCGCGUGCUACCCUGGUUCUCCCGACCCUAACUGCCCUCAACCAUCAAGGCCUACAACAUUAACCCCUCCCACUUAUCUGCCACCUUCCACCCAAGGUCCAAGAUGUUAUCCAGGCUCUAAUGAUCCUAGAUGUCCUAAGCCUACUACUCAAGCUCCACCGAAUUGCUAUCCUGGAAACACAGACCCUAGAUGUCCAAGACCCACAACCCCGGCACCUCCAAGGUGUUACCCAGGAAGCACAGAUCCUCGUUGUCCUAAACCAACUACCCCCGCACCUACCACUCCCGCGCCGACUACCCCAGCACCACCCAGGUGUUACCCUGGCAGCCAAGACCCUAGGUGUCCAAAGCCAACCACACAAAAGCCAAGUUGUUACCCUGGAUCCCCUGAUCCUAACUGUCCCCAACCACCACGACCUACCACAGUAAGUCCUCCGACUUAUUUACCGCCCACAACCCAGGGUCCAAGAUGUUACCCAGGAUCUCAAGACCCUAGGUGUCCACAGCCUACCACUCCUAGCUCUUGCUACCCAGGAUCUAAAGACCCUAAAUGCCCUCAACCCUUCAGGCCGAGCAGCACUAAUCCUCCAUCGACAUAUCUACCGCCUUUCCCCAGUGAAAAUGAAAUUAGGGGCGGAAGAACUGCCAAAAAUGUAGACUACGAUGAUGAAGCCCAGGCUGCUAUAGAUAACUUCCAGUUCACAAGGACGAAACCUCGCUCCAGAAAAGCCCGUGACGUCAGCCAUUUAGUCGAGACCAUUGCUCAGGCAACCAACAAUUCCGCUGUCAUCUACGUCACAGUUGGCUCAGUCCUGCUCAUGCUCUUAUCGGCAACCGUUUCUGUGUAUAUGUACAAACACAACAAGAAAUCUAACCCUCAGAAUACUUGUUAAAUAACAGUGUCC